Molecule: messenger RNA, 1203 nt
Organism: Nymphaea colorata (pocket water lily)
Lineage: Eukaryota; Viridiplantae; Streptophyta; Magnoliopsida; Nymphaeales; Nymphaeaceae
Exons: 7
Coding region: 95-862 (255 amino acids)
Biological process (GO): protein ubiquitination
Cellular component (GO): membrane
Molecular function (GO): ubiquitin-protein transferase activity; zinc ion binding
Source: RefSeq, a predicted model, not a curated record
UAUCUCCAAAGAAACCAUCCAAAGGAUAGAAAAAGGGAGCAGAAAAGCGGGGGAGGUCAAAGCGAGGGAAAGAGAGGAGCAGAAGGAGAAGAAGAUGGUGGAUGAUUUCAUGGUGUACGUCGACCGGCUGAUAUCCUCGGCUUGCUUCGAGAGCGCGAACGAGGGGCUCCUCCAUGGCCAUGGCAGCGCACAGAUGCCUCAUGGGAGAGAAGGAUUCCUGCUGAGCAACAAUGGUUGCAAUGGUGGUGGUGGCGGCGGUUGUAAUAGUGGUGAGGCUCAAUGCCACGUUGGGGAGGGUUGUUCCAAGAAGGAGGCGCUUAUAGAAUGUAGGAUAUGUCAGGAGGAAGACGAAGAGAAGGAGUUGGAGGCUCCUUGCGCUUGUAACGGCACUCUGAAGUUUGCUCACAGAAAAUGUAUUCAGAGAUGGUGCAACAAGAAGGGUGAUAUUACUUGUGAGAUUUGCAAUCAGGUCUAUGCUCCAAAUUACUCUAUUCCACAAACCAGGGCUAGUUCUGAUGGUCUGGCAAUCGACAUAAGGCAAAAUUGGGGCCCUCGAAUUGACCUUCACGAUCCUCAUAUUCUGGCCAUAGCUGCUGCUGAGCAUCGGUUGCUCCAGGCUGAAUAUGAAGAUUAUGCUGUUGCAAACACUACUGGAAUUGGUGCCUGCCGCUCUGUUGCUCUAGCUUUGAUGUUACUUCUGCUUGUGCGCCAUGCACUUACCCUCAGCAGGGAUUCUGGGUUCCUGCAGGAGUCUUUGGCGGUGUUCAAUAUUUCACUACUUCAGUUUGCUGGAUUGCUUCUACCAUGUUAUGUGAUCUUGAGAGUGCUUUACAUUUUACAGAGUCGAAGGCGAAGACAGUAGCAGAUGUAGCUGGUCUCGGAGGAAACAGUUAGAAGAUCAAGCUGCUCUACGUAGGACAAGCUCUUGGUGUUGUUUCUUUUACCAUCUUUAUCUAGAGUUGCUGGAAAACCGGUAUCUCUCUUUUUCGUUUCUUUUUGUAUAUCUUAAUAUGUGUGCCUUUCAGUUCAAGAUAGAUCUCUGCAGUGGCUCGUUACUGCUUACUAAAGUGGAAUUUGUAAAUAUUACCAUCAUCUUCUCCUAGCAGUAACCAAAUGUAACAAGCUUUGUUUGAGUAUCUGCCCAAGUAAAUGUAUAAACAUGCAGUUGCCCAAACGUGCACUUACCGGAAUUCUCAGCCUGUG